This is a messenger RNA of Strongyloides ratti, 1860 nucleotides long. RefSeq names its product C2 domain and von Willebrand factor, type A domain and Copine domain-containing protein. Gene Ontology annotation, molecular function: calcium-dependent phospholipid binding. Gene Ontology annotation, biological process: cellular response to calcium ion. Gene Ontology annotation, cellular component: plasma membrane. The coding region runs from base 1 to 1860 and encodes 619 amino acids. Lineage: Eukaryota; Metazoa; Nematoda; Chromadorea; Rhabditida; Strongyloididae. The record is from RefSeq and is a predicted model, not a curated record. The transcript is spliced from 4 exons.
AUGAUGCUAAAACGUGAACCAUUAUUACAUCCAAAACAAUCAUUUAAUGAAAUAUCACCACCAUCACAAGUUAUGGUAACUAUUUCUGCUAAAAAUAUACGUGAUGAUGCUUCUGAUGCUGUUCCAGAUCCAUAUUGUAUUGUUUCAUUAUCUGAAAGUGGUUCAAGUAAAAAAGGAUAUCAAGAAAUUGGAAGAACAGAAGUUAUAUGGAAUUGUCUCAAUCCAGAAUGGUCAACUAAAAUUAAGUUAGAUUAUAAAUUUUCUGAACGCCAACGUUUAAUGUUUGAGGUUUAUGAUAAAACAAGACCAAAAAAAAGACUUGGAUGUUGUCAAUUAUUAUUACAUGAAAUUGUUGGUUCAAAAUAUAAUAGAAUAACAACAUCAUUAAUGGAGGAGGGUAAACGUUAUGGAGAAAUUACUGUCAUUGCAGAAGAACUUAGUCGUGGUCGUCAAGAAUCUGUAUAUUUUAUUGUCAGUGCAACAAAACUUGAUCGCAAAGAUUUUCUGGGAAAAUGCGACCCUUUUCUUAAAAUUUCUCGUAUUAAUUAUGAUAAUACAUUACAUUUAGCAUACCGUUCAAGAUAUCAUGAACAAAAUUUAAACCCAAAAUGGAAACCAUUUGAAAUACAUAUUAAUCAACUUUGUUAUGGUGAUAAAGAUAGAGAAUUUCUAAUUGAAUGUUAUGACUGGGAUCAGGAUGGUAAUCAUGAUUUGGUUGGUCAGUGUAAAACUACUGUAAAUCGUAUGAUAAAUGGACAUGAUAAAAUGCUUUCUUUAAUUCAUCCAAAAAAAAUAAAAAAAAAUAAAAAAUAUGUUGAUUCUGGUAUAUUACAUUUACAUAAAGUUUAUUGUUGGAUGGAUUAUUCAUUUCUUGAUUUUAUAACAGGAGGUACACAAUUAGAUUUUAAUGUUGUUAUUGAUUUUACUAAUUCUAAUCUCCCAAUGGAAGAUCAAUCAUCAUUGCAUAGAAUUGAUCCUAAUGAACCAAAUCAAUAUGAAAUUGCAAUAGCUGCUAUUGCUGAAACAUGUCAACAUUAUAAUCGCUCAAAAAUCUUUAAUGCUUACGGGUUUGGAGCAAAACUACCAAGUGAUUCAAAAGUACACUAUAAUUUUCCUUUAAACCUAGAAACAAAUAAUCCUUGUUGUUAUGGAAUUGAAGGACUUUUAGAGGCAUAUAUGAUUGCACAAAGUAAAGUUGAAUUAAGUGGUCCAACAAAUUUUGCACCAACUAUAAGAUUUGCUGCUAGACAAGCAGCAAUAAUACCAAAUGAUGGUAGUCGAUAUUGUGUUGUUUUAAUAAUUACAGAUGGUGUUAUAUCUGAUAUGGAAAAGACAAAAGAAGAAAUAAUAAAAGCAUCUUCAUUACCAUUAUCUAUUAUAAUUGUUGGUGUAGGAUAUGAUUCAUUUGAAGAAAUGAAAGUUCUUGAUUCUGAUAAGGUUAUGCUUAAUAUAAAUGGAAAAUAUGCAAAAAGAGAUAUUGUUCAAUUUGUACAAUUAAGAAAUUUUUUACCACCACAUAGAAUUUUAACUGAAGAAGAAAGAUCACAUGCUAAAGAAGCUUUAGCUCGUGAAGUAUUAGAAGAAGUACCAGAACAAUUAACAAGUUAUAUGAAAACAAAAGGAAUUUUUCCUAGAGAACCAGGAAAUCCAUUUAUUGAGGAAAAUUCUCCCUCAUUAAGUAAUUUUAAUAUUGAAUUUGAUAGCGUAGAAAAUGAUAAUUCAUGUAAUAGUACACCAACAUUUAGUCCACAAACUAGUACAACACCAUCUUCAUCAUUUAAAGGCGAUAAUUAUUAUAGACAUCGUCGACUUUUACCCCAAACACCUGAUGAAGAAUUUGACAAUUUAAUAAUAAACUAA